AUCCGGGUAUUUGGGCGGGGCCUCACCUGUGAGGCGGCUUGUUUUGCCCCACGCCUUGAUGGUUUCUUCGUGGGUCUUUUCCCGAGCAGGUUAAGACAAAACUUUUGGCUGCAAGACUUCUAUUUUUAUGUUCCAGAGUGCGCAAAAGAUGCCCUCAAACAACAAUAAGGAAGCAGUGAGUGCAGCUGCCAGGAUGGCCAAGCUGCCUGCAGUUCGCUCUGCUUGUGCAGCUCUGUCCAUUCUGUACAAGGACGUAAAGGGCAGCAGCCCCGGUGUGAGGGUCCUGUGUGAGGCGCUAGAGAGCAGGGUGGGCGCUCUGAGCACCGAGGCCUGCAGCCGAGCCUCACCGCUCAUGGACAAACUGGAGAACCAGAUUUCCCUUGCAAAUAAUGUUGCAUGCAAAAGUUUGGAUUGGCUUGAAGCAUCUUUCCCCAUCAUUCAGUCGCCCACUGAUCAGGUUGUGGCCUCGGCCAAAACCAAGAUCCAUGAGAUCCGGGGAAAGGUGAGCAUCGCAGCGUCUGGAACUGUGGAGUGUCUCCAGCACACAGUGUCCUGGAUUGUGACCAGGAUGCUUCCGGCUGAUGGAACGACCCAGUCUGUGGCAGAACGGGCGCUCUCCCUGGCAAAUAUGGGCCUGGACUUUUCUGAGGCUCUGCUGGACCACGUGUUGCCUCCAACUGAAGAGGAGAACGAAGCAAAAGCCCACUUGGUUGAGGGGUUUGAAGGCGGGAGUGGCAGGGAAAGAUCCCGGAUCGUUUCCCUUUCUGUUAAACUGUAUAGGAGAACGUACCACGUUGUCAUCUGCAAGGUCCAGUCUUUUCAGGAUCUUCAAACCACCUGGAAACUUCAAGAACUGCAAAAAUACAUGCAGCACCUGGCCGUCAGCGCAUUUUUCUUCAUCACUCAGAUGUACAAUUUAGGCCAUCUGUCCCCUGAACGGAAGCAGUCUCAAAGCAGAGGUCAUCCUAUGGUCCUGUCCAAACCCUACAAGAAUACCUGCUGGAAGACCACACCUGCUCUCCGGCUGAGACCUGCCCGAACUUCCGCGCUGCACAACGGCUGCUGAGAAAAUGUGACUCGCUGUUGACUACUUGUUCCUAGAAAACUGUCUAAUAAAAGAUUCAGAUUUA
Oryzias latipes (Japanese medaka) is the source of this 1130-nucleotide messenger RNA. RefSeq names its product perilipin-2. Gene Ontology annotation, cellular component: cytosol; lipid droplet. Lineage: Eukaryota; Metazoa; Chordata; Actinopteri; Beloniformes; Adrianichthyidae. The record is from RefSeq and is a predicted model, not a curated record. Gene Ontology annotation, biological process: positive regulation of triglyceride storage; lipid storage.